This is a messenger RNA of Symbiodinium natans, 1125 nucleotides long. Lineage: Eukaryota; Dinophyceae; Suessiales; Symbiodiniaceae. The record is from the annotation of a GenBank genome assembly.
AUGGAUGACGGGCUUGUGGCUCCAUCCCAACUCAAAGGUGACACUCCUCCUCGACUGGGCAGCGAGACCUGGCAAGAGAACACGCGGUGUCUCAUCUCUGACGUUGCGGGCGACACAUCGGGCCCGCAACACGGCCAGAACUACUUCACAGCAGCAACACGCCUGAGAAUGAACAGUUGCUUUGCUUUGUGGCCUACGUAUGAUUACUGGUCGAAGCUCGGCGACUCCGAGGAUUUCAUUCGCAAUAUAUGUGUGGAGUUGUUUCAGGACUUCGCUUUGUACAACGCCAUCUACCGCGGCGGCGUGUAUGAGAUGAUUGCUGCAGAACUCGGCUGCAGAAAGGACGUGAAAGGCGAGUCCUUCACACAAACCGGUUGCUUACCGGAGAGCUGCUUCGAAGAGUCCAUGCUUUUGGAGUAUGCUAUGAGGCCUAUCAAGAAUCACGACUCUUCAAGGCCGUUGUUCCUCACUUACUUAUCGCACCGUGUGCAUGUCCCCUUCGAGUUCACUGCUUCAUCCUCCAUUUUGGAAGCCAAAGUUGAGAAGUCCCUGGAGAAUGCGGAUAUUGAAGAGAGACUUCCCUGGAAGAUGGCUGUCAGCCUGGCCUCUACGGACUUUGUCAUGGGAGAGCUUGCUGAGGCGUUGGAAGAGCAGGGCAUGUUUGAAGACACGCUGGUUAUUUUCAUAUCUGACAACUGUGGAAGCGUCCAAGUCAUUUCGGGUGCCAACAACUAUCCCUUGAAAUCCUUGAAAUCCGGCAAGUUUUCAGAGUGCGAAGGUGGGAUGCGCACCAAUGCUUUCAUCUCUGGAGGAUUCAUCCCAGCCAGACAUCGUGGCAGCAGUUUCCACGGGGUCAUCCACCUCGCCGACUGGUACGCAACUCUUUGCAGUUUGGCUGGUGUGAGCCAUGACGAUGUUUCGGCCAAAGCCAAUGAGCUCCUUCGUCUCCAGGGCCUCCAGGAUAGACCACUGCUAGGCGAGGUAGAGGGGCGGCCAGAACAACUUCUCAGAAACCAAUGGCCGUCCCGACGCAUUGCCGGCUCAAUUCCAGGACCUUCAGAGCAGACCUUGGCCACUCACAAGUGCAAGCCUGUCUGCAGUCAUUCCAGCUUGGAGGUGUCGUAG